Molecule: messenger RNA, 517 nt
Organism: Rhagoletis zephyria (snowberry fruit fly)
Lineage: Eukaryota; Metazoa; Arthropoda; Insecta; Diptera; Tephritidae
Gene: Ssb-c31a
Product: single stranded-binding protein c31A
Biological process (GO): positive regulation of transcription initiation by RNA polymerase II
Molecular function (GO): transcription coactivator activity; DNA binding
Source: RefSeq, a predicted model, not a curated record
CCUAGUGCCAAAUUUCUCCCGCCAGUCAGCUUGAUCGAGUUUAUAAAUUUAUCUGGGAUCGCGUAAUCUAAUAAAAGUUUGUUAGAAUGCCCAAAAACAAGAAAACUUCAAGUUCUUCUGAUAGUGACAGUGAUUCCGGUCCGGAGGAUAGAAACGCACCGCCAGCGAAGAAAUCAAAAGCCGGCAAGGAGAAAGGCGCCAAUGAAUCCAGUAGUAGUAGCGGCGGUACUGCUACAGAUAAUCCCAAGGGUCCAUGGACUAUUGAGAAAUUACGCCAGGUGCGCAUAAACGAGUUCAAGGGUCGCAAAAUGGUGGACAUAAGAGAAUUUUAUGAGAAAAAUGGCGAAAUUCUGCCGGGUAAAAAGGGCAUAUCGCUGCACAUACAUCAGUGGAAAAAAUUACUUGAACUUGCACCCGAAGUGAAUAAAGCUUUAGGCGAAUAAAUUACUCAUACCAGUUUUGUUGUAUUUAUUUUUUCUUUUAUACGAAUAUGAAAUAAAUUGAAUUCAGUAGAUAA